Molecule: messenger RNA, 1071 nt
Organism: Nematolebias whitei (Rio pearlfish)
Lineage: Eukaryota; Metazoa; Chordata; Actinopteri; Cyprinodontiformes; Rivulidae
Gene: cdk5
Product: cyclin-dependent kinase 5
Exons: 12
Coding region: 166-1044 (292 amino acids)
Biological process (GO): protein phosphorylation; neuron apoptotic process; synaptic vesicle transport
Cellular component (GO): cytoplasm; nucleus
Molecular function (GO): ATP binding; cyclin-dependent protein serine/threonine kinase activity
Source: RefSeq, a predicted model, not a curated record
CACCAGUUGGCCUCUAGGUGGCGAAGCAGAGCAGAUCCGCUUCUGGAGGAUUGAGGCUAAGCGUCUGUAGCUAUUAGCUACCUUUCUAGCUUAUCUACCCCAGUUUGGGGUUUUACAGAUCAUUAGUUAGCUAGCGUUUCCCAUCGGUAAUUUUACCAGGCAAACAUGCAGAAAUAUGAAAAGCUGGAAAAAAUCGGAGAGGGUACUUAUGGGACCGUGUUCAAGGCUAAAAACAGAGAAACCCACGAAAUUGUGGCUCUGAAACGGGUCAGGCUGGACGACGACGACGAGGGGGUGCCAAGUUCUGCUUUGAGAGAAAUCUGUCUUCUGAAGGAAUUAAAGCAUAAAAACAUUGUCAGACUACACGAUGUACUGCACAGUGACAAGAAGUUAACCUUGGUUUUUGAAUAUUGUGAUCAGGAUUUAAAGAAAUAUUUUGACAGCUGUAAUGGGGAUCUUGAUCCUGAAACUGUAAAGUCAUUCAUGUACCAACUGCUGAAAGGCCUUGCUUUCUGUCACAGUCGAAAUGUUCUUCACAGAGAUCUGAAGCCCCAGAAUCUCCUCAUCAACCGAAAUGGGGAAUUAAAGCUCGCAGACUUUGGUUUGGCUCGAGCAUUUGGCAUUCCUGUGAGGUGUUACUCAGCAGAGGUGGUGACAUUAUGGUACCGACCACCAGAUGUGCUUUUUGGUGCUAAACUGUAUUCUACCUCUAUUGACAUGUGGUCAGCUGGAUGCAUAUUUGCAGAGCUAGCUAAUGCCGGGCGGCCUUUAUUUCCUGGCAAUGACGUUGACGACCAGCUGAAAAGAAUCUUCAGAUUGUUGGGUACACCGACGGAGGAACAGUGGCCGACAAUGACCAAACUUCCUGAUUACAAGCCAUACCCCAUGUAUCCAGCCACCACAUCACUCGUGAAUGUGGUUCCUAAACUAAGUAGCACAGGACGAGAUUUACUGCAGAACCUGUUGAAAUGUAAUCCUGUCCAGAGGAUUUCAGCAGAAGAGGCCUUGCAGCACCCAUACUUUGCUGAUUUUUGCCCACCCUAAAUGCUAAAUUGCCUCUCACUGAGCCGC